CGAUGACACGGACACACCGGACACACCGGACACACCGGGCGGGAAGGAUGGCUCUCACCAGCCGGGAGAUGUUGUGCCUGAUCGGAACCGCCUGCCUCUGGCUGCCGCUGCUGGCGGAGGUCGUGGCUGAGGACAGCUACUUAAACGAGGUGCAGAACUCAGUGCCUCUGUCCUGCUCCGAGGGAUUCACUGAGUUGGGAUACUACAACGGCACCGUGUCCCAGACGGACUCGGGCGCCCCGUGCCUGAAGUGGACCGAGUUCCCGGACUACGUCAUGCAGUACCCGGGCCGGGGACUGGGAGACCACAGCUUCUGCAGGAACCCGGACCGCGAGUCCAACCCCUGGUGCUUCUUCAGGCAGAACUCGGGGGCGAUUGGAUGGGCCUACUGCGACUGCCACCAGGGCGUGGCUCGUCUGGUUGGCAGCUCUUCCUCUGGCAGUGGGCGAGUUGAGGUCUACCUGAACGGGCAGUGGGGGGCGGUGUGCAACUCCCACUGGACCGACAGAGACGCCAGUGUGAUCUGCAGACAGCUGGGUUUGGGUGAGAUCGGCACGGCGCUGCAGCACUCGGAGUUCGGCUCGGGCUCCGGCCUCUUCCACUACGAGCGUCUGGGUUGCCGCGGCGACGAGAACACCCUGAGUAAGUGCAGGAGCCGGACGUUCGUCACCGGCGACUGUAGCCAUGGCAACGAGGCGGCAGUGGUGUGCGCAACACCAGAAGGCAGCGGCCCUCCGCUGCGACUGGUCGGAGGCGAGGAGGACUUCGAAGGUCGGCUGGAGGUUUUCCACGCCGGGAGGUGGGGCUCCGUCUGCGACGACCAGUGGGACGACAGGGAUGCAGAGGUGGUGUGCAGACAGCUGGGCUUCGGGGGCGUGGCAAAGGCCUGGUCCUGGGCUCACUUCGGUCAGGGUUCAGGUCCAAUCCUGCUGGACGCCGUGAAGUGUUCAGGGAAUGAGCUCUUCCUGGAUCAGUGCCCGCACGGCGACUGGGAGCAGCACAACUGUGACCACAUGGAGGAUGCCGGCGUCUCCUGCAGCCCAUACACAGACGGCGUGGUGCGGCUGGUCGGGGGAGACAGUCCCUGGGAGGGCCGGGUGGAGGUGUUCCAUAACGGCGACUGGGGGACGGUGUGCGACGACCACUGGAGCCAGCAGCACGCCGAGGUCGUCUGCCGGCAGCUGGGCUACAGGGGUCACGCUGAGGUCGUAUCGGGCGGCGCGUUCGGCGAGGGCGUCGGCCUGAUCCUCCUGGACGACGUCCAGUGCGACGGGUCCGAGACGUCCCUCCUGGACUGCCGGCACGGGAUCUGGGGCCGGACCGACUGCUCCCACAGCGAGGACGUGGGCGUCCGCUGCCGGGCCCGGCCCGGCCAGGAGACCAACGAGGUGCCGGCCAUCGCCCCGUCCACAGGUCCCCUGGUGCGUCUCGCCGGCGGCAGCAGCAGGAAGGAGGGCCGGGUGGAGGUGUACCUUCACGGCGACUGGGGAAGUAUUUGUGAUUCGGGCUGGAACGACCUCAACGCGGCCGUGGUGUGCAGACAGCUCGGACACAGCGGCGGGGCCAAGGCGGCCGGCGGGUUCGGUCAGGGGAAAGGACCCAUCCACCUGGACCAGGUGCGCUGCACGGGGAAGGAGGAGUUCCUGGGAGAGUGCCCCUCCCUGGGGCAGAGCAUCCAGGGCUGCAGGCGCAGGGAGGACGCCGGCGUGAGGUGCGACGUGACGCCGCGGGGGUCGACCGCCAAGACGGAGCCCCGGGAGUCCAGCUGCGGUCUGAGGAAGAUGGUGGAGGCCGAAGGGAAGAGAAGGAGCCAAGGGGAGGAGAACAUGCUCAGGAGCACGUGGCCGUGGCAGGUGUCGGUGUGGCUCCGGUCCGAGGAGCAGGCCGGCGGUCCUCUCUGCAGCGGCACCCUCAUCAGCCCCUGCUGGGUGCUGACCUCUGCCUUCUGUGUGAGCAGGUUCGGCAGCGACCCCUCCAGGUACAUGGUGCGCGUGGGGGCGUCGGAGCGCACGCUCACGCCCGAGCGGCUGGUGGUUCACCGCAAGUUCAAGGGCCAGAGCGGCGGACACGACCUGGCCUUGCUCAAGCUGCCCAGCGCCAAGGGUCACUGCGUGACCUUUGACCCCGACACGAACGCGGCGUGCCUUCCCUCCGCCGACACGACGUCGAGCGGGAACUCUCCGUCUUCCUGCGUCGUCAUGGUUACGGCAGGCUGGACCGGGCCGGACGCCGCCAUCGCCUCCUGGGUUCCCGUCAUGUCCUCCUGGCAGUGCAAGAAGCGCUACGGCGACAGCUUCUCCAGCCACGGCACGCUGUGCGCCGGCAGCCCGCCGGACACCAGCCUGCUGUACGGCGACGGCUGCGGGGGCAACUCCGGCGGCGGCCUGGUGUGCCAGGAGCCGCAGUCCGGCCGCUGGAGCCUGGCCGGGGUCGUGGCCGGGGGCUACGGCUGCGCGGACCCCUCCUCGCCGGCGCUCUACACCCGGGUGAGCCGCUUCCGGGCCUGGAUCGACGAGGUCGCCGGGACGGCGGAGGAGGACCCUCACGUGCGCGGCACGCUCGCGCACGGCCGGGAGGAGACGGACGAAGUCAACGAGAUCAAGCCCAAGCGCGCGCACGGCCGCCAUCAGCACGGCGCCGCCCACACUGGAAACACACACGCGCACCGCGCAGACGCGCAGGUCGCGGUGUGACGGAGGGCCGCCGGCUGAGCGCCUGCGUCACGUGACCCCCUCCCCCCCGGAGACGGCGACCAAACGGCCGCGCGCGCUCAUUUCCAAACUCAACCCGGUGGUGUGAAUCCCAAAGUGUCCAGCAGUGAGGGCAGAGGAGGCUGAAGUGUGCGUGUGUGUGUGUGUGUGUGUGUGUGUGUGUGUGUGUGUGUGUGUGUGUGUGUGUGUGUGUGUGUGUGUGUGUGUGUGUGUGUGUGUGUGUAUUCUUCGGCAUGCUGAUCAGGGCCUUUCAAUGAGACUUUAAAAUAAUAAUUUAAAAAUAGAUCAGUCAGCAUGGCAUGUAUUUAAAGGACACUAGUGUUAGUUCAGUAUCCUGGGGACACUUUAAAGAUGGUCAAACGAAAACAAAAAUCUAUGCUAAUUUCGUCUAUUUAUGUGUCUUCUGUGUGAGUUUUAGCAAAUUAGGUUAAAAAA
Molecule: messenger RNA, 3146 nt
Organism: Salarias fasciatus (jewelled blenny)
Lineage: Eukaryota; Metazoa; Chordata; Actinopteri; Blenniiformes; Blenniidae
Product: neurotrypsin-like
Exons: 14
Coding region: 3-2693 (896 amino acids)
Biological process (GO): proteolysis
Cellular component (GO): membrane
Molecular function (GO): serine-type endopeptidase activity
Source: RefSeq, a predicted model, not a curated record